AUGGUCGCAGAUACUACGUACUAUGAUGCGCUGGGAGUGCCUCCCACAGCAACGGAACUCGAGAUUAAGAAGGCAUAUCGCAAGCUUGCUAUCGUCACUCAUCCAGAUAAAAAUCCCGGUGAUGAAAGUGCACAUGCGAGAUUCCAGGCCAUCGGCGAAGCCUAUCAAGUUCUCAGCAACGAAGAGUUACGAAAGCGUUAUGAUAAGUUUGGCAAGGAAGAUGCGGUCCCAGGUGGCGGUUUUGAGGACCCCGCCGAGUUCUUCGGGAUGAUCUUUGGCGGUAACGCCUUCGUCGACCUUAUCGGUGAAAUCUCGCUCAUGAAGGACCUUACGGCUACAAUGGAUAUCACAAUGCAGGAAAUGGAGGAGGAAGAACUGGUCGCGUCCACCGAAGAGAAACUGAAUGUCCAGGGCGAGGAGACCAAGGCGGAGGCAUCGACCGAACCCGUUGCCGAGGCCAAGUCGGGACUUGAUACUGCCACAGACAAGACCGAAACCAAAACGCCCUCCCCCGAGGGCUCUGAGAAGCCCACCGCCAGCUCUGGUCAAAGCACGCCCCGUCGCUACAUGGGCCAGCAGGCCAUCAUGGACAAGUCGGAGGAAGAGGCACGAAUGGAGGCAGCUGGUCUGUCCGCUGAGGAGAAGGAGCUUCGCAAGAAAGAGAAGAAGAAGGGCGGUCUGUCCCGGGAGCAGCAAGAGCGUCUAGCGGCUUACGAGCUGGAACGGAAGAAAGCCCGUGAAGACCGAGUGAACACUUUGGCAACUAAACUCGUGGACAAGGUCAGCGUCUGGACCGAGACCGACAAGGGAGCCGAUGUCACUCGUGCUUUCGAGGAGAAGAUCCGUCUAGAGGUCGAGAACCUGAAAAUGGAGUCCUUUGGCCUUGACAUUCUGCAUGCCAUCGGUCAAACGUACGUUCAGAAAGCCAGUUCGUUCCUAAAGUCGCAGAAGUUUCUGGGUAUCUCCGGUUUCUUCUCUCGGUUGAAGGACAAGGGAACUAUCGCUAAGGAGACAUGGACCACCAUUUCCACUGCCAUCGACGCCCAGAUGACUAUGGAGGAAAUGGCCAAGCUGGAAGAGCGCGGAGGGGAGGAUUGGACCGAGGAGAAGAAGGCCGAGUACGAAAAGAAGGUGACCGGCAAGAUCCUGGCGGCCGCGUGGCGAGGCAGCAAGUACGAAAUCCAGAGCGUCUUGCGCGAUGUGUGUGAUCAAGUCCUCAGCGACAAACGCAUCAAACUGGACAAGCGUGUGGAGCGCGCCCAUGCCCUAAUCAUCGCCGAUGAUGAAGGCGACUACAUGGCUUUCGAGCAGCUCAUGGCCGAAGCGAUGACGAAGAAGGGCAAGGAUGAUAAGAAGAAGAAGAAAGAGAAAUCCAAGCACGAGCAUCACCACGAAGAGGAGACCGCUGCCUAA
Aspergillus tanneri is the source of this 1413-nucleotide messenger RNA. RefSeq names its product DnaJ domain protein. The record is from RefSeq and is a predicted model, not a curated record. Bases 1 to 1413 code for a protein of 470 amino acids. Gene Ontology annotation, biological process: protein import into peroxisome matrix. Lineage: Eukaryota; Fungi; Ascomycota; Eurotiomycetes; Eurotiales; Aspergillaceae. The transcript is spliced from 5 exons. Gene Ontology annotation, cellular component: cytosol.